CACUGUAAAACACAAAUGAGUGACAACAUUCAACUAUAUCUUUUUGGAGAAAAAUUUUUAAAAAAGGUUUUCUAAAAAGGUUUUUGCUGCACUUUCAAGCAAAAUGUCCUUCCGCACUGGAGAAUUUCAGAUGAUCAGUGUAAGAGGGUUUGGAAGCCUUUCAGAUAACCCACCCAGCAGGAGGCGAUGCACAAAUUGCAAUUUAGGGACACAUUCGGGUGAAACAGAGUUUAGAAAGGGAGAUGCUGGUAAGCGCUAAAAAGGAAGAGAAGACUGGGAAAAGUAAUGUCUGAACAUGUGUUUUACAGAUUCAUCCUAAAUGUGGUGAAGAGAAACCUAAGGGGGCUCUUUCCUGUGUCAGCUGCACCAUGGCUGGGAUGACUUCAGUAAAGACCCCGUCAAGCCCUUCUGACAUGUAGUGUCAAACUGAUGUCCCUGUGAUCCUCUGUCACUCUUUGCCUGCCUCCUUCCACCUCUGGUUAGCUGAUAGGUUCUUAUGAUUUUGAGGCUGAUCACAAUAUUAGCCAUAGUUAAAUAUUAUUAAUAUUUGAAUCCCCCUUCUUUUAAAAUGACUGUCCCGUCUGAAGCAAUCUACUUUGUUAAAGGAUGGUUUUGAUUUUCUGCAGGUGGGUUCUUCCCGGUCACCUGGGGAUAGGGUCUCCUGUCGCAGCCGUUGAGGUGGAGUCUGCUAGUGGGCGGGUGGGCUUGGGCUCAGAGCCCGAGACUGCACCCCCAGCUUUCAGACCCUGCCCUCUGGCUGACGUACUCUGCAGGGUUACCCACACCUUGUCCUCCUUCAGGGACCUCUUAGGGAGUUGGUUGUGGUAAUGCCUUCGCCCUGGCAGGGCACUGAGGCUGUAAAAUCACAGAACACACAGUUCUAGCGAAUUCUUCAUCCCGUUUGGCCCUCACAGACACCCCAGGGGGGAGACCAAGCUGGGCCGGCAUCAGCUCCACUCCACAGGGGAGGAAGCUGAGGCUCAGGCGGCCACGUGGCUGGCCCGGGCCGCGCUGCUGUCGGUCACAGCGGGUGUUCACACCGCGAUCUUCUAACCUGCGACCAGCACUGCUUUUGUUUCUUCAGUGAUUCUUGCCGCAAGCAGUAGGCAAGUCCCCACUUCAUGGAUCAGACUGAGAUGGUUUAAAAAGGACCCAGGAAAAACAGAGAAGAGCGACACUCGCCUACAGGCAAGCACCUCCAGAGACCCCGUGUGCAUAUGAACGUAGAGAGUCAGGAGGCGACCAAACCACCUGCCUCGGGUUGUGAGCACAGCCCUGACUCAUCCACUGGACACGUGUCGGCACUUGCAAAGAAGGGAAAAAUAGUCCCGAACUUAGGAGAACACGUGUCUCCAGCCAUAGAGACUGAGCGUUCUUAGUGCUAGGAUUUUAAUUCAAGUUCCACCUCCAGCACCAUCCACUUGAUACCAUAUGUAACAAUCGAACGUAAGCUUUUGGUGCAGAAGAGUCGCCUGCAUCCGUCUACCUGCACACAACCACAGCCGUGAUGUCAAGAACAAGCCGGCGGUGACCCAGAGGCCCCAGGCCAGCAGGGCGUCAGCGAGAUGGAGGACCCGGGAGAAGAGCGUGUUGCCCCCAGCGGGUCCCCGAGCAUUUGGUGUCUUGGCGGUGACAGCCCCCACGGCACACCCAACCCAGAAUCCUGCCAGGAUCGGGGACCGCUGGCCCUGCCAACCCUUGCAGCCCUCACCUGGGGUCUCUGCCCAGGGAAGAGCCAUUCAUUCUUAGCUUCAACCCAGAGGCCACCAAGCUGGGAGAAGUUACAAGAGGCCAAAACCAGAACUGCCCAGAGAAAAGUAAACGUCCAUUUCCAGUCUUCAGCUCUCUCUCCACUUCCUAGGUCUGUGCUUCAGUUUCCUCUCCUGCCAAAGGGGUAGUAAUCCUCUCGGAGGGUUGUUUUCAACAUGACGUUAACGCAUGCACACGCAGCAGUCAGUUCAGUGCAUGUAGUGAAUGGUGAUGAUCAGCCAAUCAAAGUCCUGUCGGUAGCCAUGGAGACAGGAAGCCAGCUCCCUGUCCUGCCACUAACCUGUAGUGUGACUUCAGCCACAGUGUGAUCCCCACCCCACCCCUGGGGCUCUGCUUCCUCAGUUCUCCAAGGGGCUGAGCCAGGGAUGUGCCGGCUCCUACCAGCCAGCCGUCCCGUUCAGAGGCCUGAGGGAACCUCCCUUUUCUGACUGCAGAGGGACUGUCUGCCCACUGGGAAUAGGCAGGGCACGUGGAAAAUAAAUAAAGAGGGCGGAGAGGACCGAGAAGGACCACACGUGCAGGCCUGGCAGCCAGGGUUCAUUUGAAGCUUCAAUUCAGUUACACGUUAACCCACUUAAACUUUUUGUUCCUCUCCAACUAUUUUUGACCAUCACGCAGGCAUGGCCUCUUGUUCGCCAAGAACCCAGCGGUGGGAAGUGGUGCUUACUGAACUGAAGGGGCCCAGCCACCAUGGCCCAGUGCAAGGCCGAGCCGGACGACUGGCUGACCGUCUACCUGAAGUACUUACUCUUUGUCUUUAACUUCUUCUUCUGGGUGGGGGGCGCCGCCGUCAUGGCCGUGGGCAUCUGGACCCUGGUGGAGAAGAGCGGCUACCUCAGUGUCCUGGCCUCCAGCACCUUCGCCGCCUCCGCCUACAUCCUCAUCUUCGCGGGCGCCCUCGUCAUGGCGACCGGCUUCCUGGGCUUCGGUGCCGUCGUCCGUGAGGACCGGAGCUGCCUCUCCACGUACUUCUCCCUGUUGCUGGUCAUCUUCCUCGUUGAGCUGGUGGCGGGGGUGCUGGCCCACCUGUACUACCAGAGGCUGAGCGACGAGCUAAGGCAGCACUUGACCCGGACCCUGGCAGAGAACUACCGGCAGCCCGGCGCUGCCGAGAUCACGGCCUCCGUGGACCGUCUGCAGCAGGAUUUCAAAUGCUGCGGGAGCAACAGCUCGGCCGACUGGCAGCACAGCACCUACAUCCUGUCUCGGGAGGCCGAGGGCCGCCGGGUGCCUGACAGCUGCUGCAAGACAGUGGUGGCCCGUUGCGGCCAGCGGACCCACCCCUCCAACAUCUACAAGGUGGAGGGCGGCUGCAUCACCAAGCUGGAGCAGUUCCUGGCCGACCACCUACUGCUCAUGGGCGCGGUGGGCAUCGGGGUGGCCUGCCUGCAGGUCUGCGGAAUGACCCUCACUUGCUGCUUCCACCGGAGGCUCCAGCUGCGUUCUUACUAACAUGCCCAGCCACGCCCCCUCCAGUUGCUCCCCUUGAGUUCAGGUGCCCAGAUCCCACCGGCCAGGCCUGCGGGGUCCCAUCGGCUGGCCUAGAAACUCCCCACACUCUGUGCCAGCCCCUUCGGACCCACCGAGUGCCUGAGACCGUGGCUCCUGCAGCUCCACCAAGGCGGGGGGCCCUCGGCCUCCGCCCUCCAACUCCGAGCGCUUGUUCCAGAAUCCCCGGGCAGGAUACGGAUCCCCUUGGGAGCCACAGCCAGAGCCUCGCCAGGCAUGGCCCCUGGGGACUCCGCUGCGUCCCAGCUCUGGCCCCAGGCCCCCGGGUACACCUGCGCUCGGUACGUGGCCCCCCCGUGAGUGCAGAGCAUUCCUCCUGCCUCCAUGGCUCUGAAAGUGCAUCGGAUGGGGGGGUUCCAGACGGCUCUGCCCCCAGAAGCCCCAGCCCUCCCCUCAACCCUCCUCACCUGGAGGGGAGGGUGCCUGUGGUGGCCUGGUUCCUCCCUGCAGGGCCCAGGAGCCAGGCGGUAGGGAGCUGGGGUUGGGCUGCGGCAGGCAGAGGGGAGCCCCCGGGACAGGGAGCAGGCGGCCCCCUUGGCCCCCCCACCGUGAGCAGUUCCCCUGGGAGACCAUGGCCCCAGGCCCCGUCUCCAGCAGGUGCCCCUCGCGGGUCUCCUGUCUGUGGCCUGAUUCUCAGGAAGGCCAGGCUUUUAAAACCACCUUCAGCUCUUAAUGUUGGUGGGAGAAACCUCCCUCCUGAUUAAACUGAAUCUCAGACCCUGCAAAGUUGGAGCCUCUGAGAAGGUGCAGCUCUGAGCAGAGGGGCGCUCUGCCCUGAACCUCCCCGUCCUGGCUCCUGGACCCCCCGGCCGCCUGCAGGGGCCCCGCUCCGCUUCCUGGAGUGGAUAGAGCCCCCACUGAGGUUCUCUCCUGCAUCUCUGAGUUGCUGAACUUUCCCGAAGAGUGAGGGAGAACAGAAAGGAGGUCCUCGCAAAUACGGGGGACGGAUGCUGCCAGUUUUCCAAAGAACGCGUGUCAACUCGUAAGACAGCCGUGGGGCCCCUCCACGUGCCUAUUGCAAGCGGGCAGCUCCCAACACCAGAGCUCACGCCGGCUUCCCCAUCUCCCGGGUCCUGGUCCCCCUCCUCCCGCUUCCCUUCCCUGAGAUGAGGCCCUUUGUGAUGCGUAGACCACGCCAGGAAAGGCCACACCUUGCCUCCCCAGUCCCUUGCUGACCCGGAUCGGUCCCAGGUGAAGGGUGUUUUCUCUCCCAUUCCUGGGUCAGUGCUGCCCCCAACACAGCUCCAACCACACUGAGGCCGCACACCCCCAGAAGAGGCAUUGCCCUCAUGCACAGAGAAUCCCGGCCCCGGGCUCCCCCGGGGGACUGUCGGAGCCCUGGCUGCGCCAUCCUCCAGGGGGUCUCCAACGCGAAUUCAUUAAAAGAGAGACCAGCUUCCCAGCAACCCCAGGCCGCGCCGAGGCCGCAAAACCGUGCCCUGAUGAUCUCUGCGGCCCUGACUCCCUGGGACUCGUGCCGAUAAUCAAGAAAUGACCAUGACUCCUCAGUCUCUGCAGGGCUGGGUAUCAGAUUGACAAGUCUUACCACAUGAGAGCUGCAAAGGAGAGUGCUGUGUUCUUCCUGCCGAGGGGCCUGCGGGAGGCGGGGGUGGCAGGAGGUGCCGUGCUGGUCCACGUCUGUCCCUGGUGGGGCCCCUGCGUUCUUCAUGGUGGUCAGCCGGGCUCGUGCAGGUGGCUUCAGGGUGAUGGGCGUGUGUGCCCUGCGCAGCCUUGUCCUGGGGGAGGCCCGCCUGGCUGAGGGCAGGGUUCGCUGUGAUUCUUCCCUGGGCACCAUCCUUCCCAGACGGCUACUGCAGAGGGAGAGGACGGCCCAGAACUUUCUGGAACUGUGACCUUAUUCGCGCCUGGGAGGUGAGACAGGGUUGGAGGGGACAGAGGCCCAGGAUAAGGCAGGUUCCGAUGGGGCACACAAAAAGGACUGGAGUUGGGAGCGGGGAAGCCGUUCCCUGGAGCCGUGCCUGCCCUGCCUGUGAGGAGGCAGCUCUGCACCCAGGACAGCCCCUCCCGGGUCCCUGCUCAGAGGUGUCACAGUCACGAGCUCCUUGGAGAGGGUAGGACACGAUGCUGGAAGCACACACGAGUCCAGAAAAGAAGUCAGCAUUCUGCAGAGAUCUGGACACGGCAGGGGCCGGAGCCCACCCGGCGCCGGUCAGCACAUCCUCACCUGGACAGGGCUGCCCUCCCUCAGCAGCCCUGUUUUCCCACCACCUUCUGCCUCGGGAGAGCCCCCUUUGUCUGUUUUGGUGCAAUGCACAGCCCCGCACUCACCCACAGCCUUCUGUGGGCCCCCUUCACCUGCAUAAGUGCCAGACACACCCCUACAAGUGCCUCGAAGAGUUCAUUCCAGGCAGCCCGGUGUCGGGGGCAGUCCAGCUCCUGGGACCCGCCGCCUCUGGAUAUGGGUGGUCCCAAUGUUCUGGAUGUUGCCUUACCUACUGCGCACAGAGAUGGCUCUAGGUGUGAGCACGCCCCUCUCCUUAGCCUCAGCGUGAGCCCCACCUCUCAAGCGGGGGCCGCGACAAUAAAGGGAUUGCAGCCCAGGC
Messenger RNA from Camelus dromedarius (Arabian camel), 5843 nucleotides. RefSeq names its product tetraspanin 11 (gene TSPAN11). NCBI's taxonomy places the organism in Eukaryota, Metazoa, Chordata, Mammalia, Artiodactyla, Camelidae. The transcript has 8 exons. Bases 2461 to 3222 code for a protein of 253 amino acids. Gene Ontology annotation, cellular component: plasma membrane. The record is from RefSeq and is a predicted model, not a curated record.